UCCCCACAGUACAGGCUACACCAACGGAGGUGACCAUAGGCGCCCAUUAUCUUCCGCCAAGUGUUGUGUGGAGAAAAGGCCCGCAUUAUCGCAACAGCAUCCGGUAAGCAGACAGAGCGUGGUACGUAGCCGUCCCAUCGCGAGGUCCACACUGUGUUCGGACAGCCCCGCAGCAGCCACUGUGACUAAAGUGACAACAAACGAGCUACGUUCGCUACGAUGAUGGCGGAAUCGGACAACACGGCGGACGCGACGCGACGACUGAACGUCAAGAAACAGACGCUCGACGACGCGUACGCAAUCCCGGCCAACUUCCUCGAAAUCGACGUCGUUAAUCCGAUGACCACAAUUGCCGCCGGAAAGAAACGCUACACCGACUACGAAGUGCGGAUGCGGACCAACUUGCCGGUGUUUAAAGUGAAAGAAUCCAGCGUCCGCCGCAGGUAUAGUGAUUUCGAAUGGCUCCGGAACGAACUGGAGCGCGACAGUAAGAUCGUCGUUCCUCCGCUGCCCGGAAAAGCGUGGAAACGGCAAAUGCCGUUCAGAGGUGACGAUGGCAUAUUCGACGAAAACUUCAUCGAAGAACGACGGAAAGGAUUAGAGCAGUUCAUCAACAAAAUUGCCGGUCAUCCGCUAGCCCAAAACGAGCGGUGCUUGCACAUGUUCCUACAGGAAGCAUCGAUCGACAAAAACUACGUCCCCGGAAAGAUCCGGAACACGUAAAGCGCCCGGAUACGGAACGCGGGAUUGCCAACACAACAGAGAGCACACGCGGACACAGCGUGGGACCAGAUGCGCUCGCGUUCCCCCUGUUUAUGCCAACUAAAGGUGAACGAGAAGGAAUCGUAGGCUGAAACAAAACGCAUAAAAAUCUAUUUGAAGAAAGCGAAACGGCGCGAAAAUGCCCCCUAUCCUGUGAUAGGCAGCAAAAUUGAAGCGCGCACGUUCAUACCAGCUGUGACGCGUGGUGUCUUGUUGUGUUUGUGAGGUUUUGUAAUGCAGUAACAAAAAAAAAACAAAGCAGAAUUCAACAUGAAGCAUAUUACGAUUUGUAAUCCUCCCCCUUACCGCUCUCAUCGAUGAUACAAUCAAAACCUCCAUAUUUUCUUCUUUCGAUAAGUGUUGUUAUUUAAAAAAAACAAAUCCCGCCAAUGGCGUUCAUUCUUUGCUUGGAAUGAUUUUGUUUUGUGUACCGCAUUCCAACAUCCUUCGCUUGGAAUUUGAGAAUGAACCAACAGAUUAUUUUUUAUUACGUGUUAUACCGAGAGAAUAUGUAACGGAACUGCUGAUACGUAUGAAACCUUGAAAAAAAAAUCUGCAUCCCUUCCUAAUUACGCAAAAUGCAUGCUGACAGAAACAUAAAGUUUGCAACGAAACAUGAAUAAACCCCCCCCCCCCCCCCCCAGAGACCGAGCAUAGCAACUCUCUGAGCCCUAAGAUAGAUAGGAACGAAAUGGAAAACUAUGAGUUGGCUGAUACGCCGAUAAGGUGGAUAGUACUAGCAGAACAAGGUUUGCGUGAUGGGUUUCAGUCGAAACGCCCCCAUCAGCGCUCGGAACCCAGGCGUCGACUCAUGACGAUAUGAUUUCAAAUGUCAUGUGUAUAACAGAGCAAACAGAUAGGCAAAAACACUUAGAAAGAGCCCAAACGUAGAGAAAAACAGAAUUGGUAAUUUCAUGAAACGUUAUAGCACAUGCAAAGAAGAAAUUUGUUACAGAAACGAUCAGUACCAAUUAGUAGCUCUCUGUACGUAAUGUUGCCUCAUUUCAACGUACUAAAAUAAUAUACGUAGCUGUUACUUUCGUUGCAGUGUGUCGGCUAUCAGCAUUGGGGGUAACGAUCUCUAGGUUUUACUCUACGGUGGAACAAAUUGCAAAACGUGUCACAUAUUGUGUUUAGUUAAUUUCCUUUCAUUAGUCAUCACCCUUUUCAACUGACACAAGCAAAUGUUACGUUCCCCGUUUUAAACGGUCGUAUUUCGUUUUUCAAAUUCUCGUUUUCGUUUCGUUCGUCAAAUUCGUUUUUCAAAAUUUAGCUUGCAUUUCCACAACUGGUAUCCAUUUGGCUCGAUUCAGCGAUUUCGUGGGCGAAAGUAACAAAUACUAUGCCGGUCGUUUGCAAGCAAAAUAGAAAAACCGGGUGAAGCGGUAUUUGAUUAGCAAUAAUUGAACGACGAACGAUACGCGCUGUAAAAUGCUGUAAGAUUACGAAUCGACCGUCGUUACGGUCGAUCGGUAUGGGCUGGUCGAUGGGCACAUGUAAAGAGAGACAGUCGGCAGCAAAUAUUCCGGUGUCUAUUCAAAAUUACUGAUAAUCCAUAUCACACACUCUUGUUGGCUCGUUUGCGGUGAAAAAUUAUACGAAUACGUUGUGAAAAUGGGCGUCUCUUUUCCUUUGUUAACUACCGUCGCCGGUUUGUUGUAAACUGAUCUUCAUAGCUGAGCUGAUCUUCAUAGUUUUGGGCGUUGUUUGGCUACAUUUGGACAAUGCCAACGGGAUCGUGUUCUGUUACAAUUGUGUAGAUAAAAGUGAGCGAAUGAAGCGCACGAUAUUGAAGGAAAUUUUCCAAGAAAACUAGCAAUGAAAAAUAUGCUACAAACGAAGGGAUAUACUGCUAGAAAGAAUGUGCGAGCAAAAAAUGCAUGGACUCAGAAAGAGUAGUACUGUAGAGCGCGAAACCGCGAAAAGCGAGUGAAAAAGUAUUCGAAGGUGUGAAAAUAUUAUUGAAAUAAAAAAAAAUACAAUCUUUAUUA
Molecule: messenger RNA, 2753 nt
Organism: Anopheles nili
Lineage: Eukaryota; Metazoa; Arthropoda; Insecta; Diptera; Culicidae
Gene: Snx3
Product: sorting nexin-12
Exons: 3
Coding region: 220-723 (167 amino acids)
Biological process (GO): endocytic recycling; late endosome to Golgi transport
Cellular component (GO): early endosome membrane; retromer complex
Molecular function (GO): phosphatidylinositol-3-phosphate binding
Source: RefSeq, a predicted model, not a curated record